Plasmopara halstedii is the source of this 240-nucleotide messenger RNA. RefSeq lists its product as uncharacterized. The record is from RefSeq and is a predicted model, not a curated record. NCBI's taxonomy places the organism in Eukaryota, Oomycota, Peronosporomycetes, Peronosporales, Peronosporaceae. Bases 1 to 240 code for a protein of 79 amino acids. The transcript has 2 exons.
AUGGCGACCCAUUCAGCGUUUUCCAUUGAUCGCGUUAAGAGAACUGUCCAGCUACCAGGACUUCCUGCUGAGGCCAACGAUAUGAAGAUGUUAAUGGCAUCUCUACAAGGUGGUGAGGCUGUAGAGCCAUGGGUUUUAGUACCUGUUAUGACAAAGAGCAGUUCAGCUUCUUUAAGAUUGAAGACAAAGUACCUGGCCCGGGAAUCGCGGUCUGAUCAAACGCGGUACGUGGUUUUUUAG